AUGGCAAAUCUCUCUGACAAGUCUUCGCUCUACCCCCAACAUAAUGAUCCUAACAUUCACUCACCCCCAAACUCGAGCGAGCUAUCCGCUCUGCCUAGAGGCUACAAUUGUGGCGUCUGCUCCGCCUCCUUCCGGCGUCGUGAGCACUUUGAGCGUCAUCUCAGUAGUCAUUCCAAGCGCAAGGACUUCAGAUGUGACAUUUGCAAUAAACGGUUCACACGGAGGGAUACGUUGCAACGUCACUUAGCACUUCAUGGGCAAGUAUCAACCACAGCCCACACGACGCUCCCGCGGGCGCUCCAUGCAUGUAUCAACUGUGUCAAGUUAAAACAGCGCUGUUCUGGAUCCCGUCCAUGUGAUCGCUGCAGUCGAAAGGGAUUGCCUUGCCAGUUUCCUACAGCCUCCAGGAUCCAAACACAGGAGGUCCGUCCAAAUGCAACGGAACAAAACACAAGUAAUCAAACAAAUCAUACACUGGGACACAAUGACCCGUUUCGGUCAUCUAGUGUAUACGGGCUAUCCCCGGUAAGAACAAUCCAAACCGACCCUAGUGGUUCGAGCAUGGUAGACUUUGCGGGCGGGCCAUCUGCAGACAUCCUAUCCCCUCGCCAGGCUCAGGAAAACUCUCAAUACACCGAUACUACUUCUCUCUUUGACCCGUUCCUUUUUUGGCCUCUGGACAAUGCCUUUGAACAUCCUGGUAUGGCCUCAACUACCUCUUCAGGUCUUCAUACGUCUUCCGGUAUGGCAGGGACCGGGAAUCUACCAAUCAGUAUGUCACUUGGAAGUGAUUAUCCUGCUGAGCUCCCGAAUUCGCAGGAUCAUUCAGUACAUGCCGAGGAGGGUGCUAGGGACCCCUACAAUGCCCAGUCAGGCAAUUAUGUGUCAGACCCCCUGACUCAGGAAGAUCGCGACAUUUUGAUAUCUGAGGAUUACGGACAUGUUCCCAAGCCUUCGAUCUCAACUUAUCAAAAGAUAUGUGCUAACUAUGCGGAUGAGAGUCGGUCUUCGCCAGAAGCACUACCCCAAAGCCUUUAUUCAUUGCAAGUUCUACACACAUGUACACAACUUUACUUUGAGCAUUUUCACCGAGGCUUUCCCAUUCUUCACCAAGGUUCCUUCCAAGCACGAAGUUCGUCAUGGCUCUUGUAUAUCGCCGUCGCCGCCGUGGGAAGCCAGUAUUCUCGACUUCCCGGUCGUACUAGAAUAUUCUUUGAUCUAGUGAAAAUCAUUCGAGUAUCUUUGCUUCAAAAGCUCAAUUCUAUUGUGUCACUUCAAAACAACCUUGAACUUGCCCAGGCCACAUUGCUUUUCAACUUCGCCCUGCUCUUUGGCGGAACACGCGAAGGUAUAAUGCAUUUGCAAUAUCAACGUAACCUGCUGGUCACAAUGUGUCGCCCCUUCCUCGUUCCCUGUGUUCUCUUUGCGAAGAACGACAUGUUAUCAAGUGCUAGUGUGCCAACCACAGAUUGGCAUCAAUGGAUCACAAUCGAGUCUUGGAAGAGAGUUGUAUACUUUACUUGGCUGACCGAAUGCUUCCAAACAAUCUUGUUUGACCUGCCGAGCAUUAUUACGCUUGGCGACAUGCACCUCCGGCUGCCCUGCAAUGAUCAAAUGUGGCAGUCUACAACCUUCCAUGACUGGGAGAGGGCCAGGAGCCUCCAGAGAGAUCCAACGGAAUUGCUCCAUCCUUUUUCUUUACUCAAGGUGAGAGCCGUUGAUGACGAGCGUAUCCGCCGAUUGAGUGACUUAGAGCUUUGGAUAUCGGUAAUUGCGGUGUAUCUUGCGGAAAGACACAUCACCGAACAGCAAUCCUUGUACUCUUCUUUCGGCAUGCAUAAGAUGCCGGACUACAGGAACCUACUUUCUGGGGAGGGUAUCGAUGAACACACUCACGAUCGGGAUAACAUUGACGCUGUCCUUGAGGCUUUUGAGCAAGCGGUUACGCGACGCCGCCAAGAGCCGCCCCUCCUCCCCAUUGUGACAAAGUUCUCUCUUCUUCUUCGACUGAUUCGCUUCAUCCACUAUCGUCAAUUGUAUGCGUCUGUGGGAUGGAUGGCACGGCCCCCGGAGGUUUUCGCUGCGACGCAACACAUUACACAGCGACUGCAAACAGAGCCGAGACGGGCUCGACAAAGCCUCUCGCAUGCUGCUCGGUUAUUCCAAAUAAUUCGUUCCCAGCGUCAGUUCGACCCGUACGAUUCCUUUAUGCUUCUUAUGGCCGUUCUAUACAUCUGGAAUUACGAUAGAUUGGUGAUCUCAGGUCAGCCACCACGCCUGGCCGGUGGAGACAGCGAGGAGAUUCUUCGAAUUGACCAAGACAUGAACGAGGAGGUGCGGAAGAAGUGGAUCGCCGGGACAUUUGACUUGUCUAAGCAUCUUCAUAUCAGUGGGAUUGGGGUGCUCAACGGCCAGAGUAGCCAGCCACGCAUUUUCAGGGAGUCGAUCAGGGUCUUAGGGCAUGACCAGGCUUGGUCGACCCAGGCCAACGCUAUCAGAUCCGCCUUGCAUCAGAUACUAUCCGGGGGCGCUCCAUCAUUUCCCGCUCAAGACGAGGGGUGA
Aspergillus bombycis is the source of this 2562-nucleotide messenger RNA. RefSeq lists its product as uncharacterized. The record is from RefSeq and is a predicted model, not a curated record. Gene Ontology annotation, cellular component: chromatin. NCBI's taxonomy places the organism in Eukaryota, Fungi, Ascomycota, Eurotiomycetes, Eurotiales, Aspergillaceae. Bases 1 to 2562 code for a protein of 853 amino acids. The transcript has 5 exons. Gene Ontology annotation, molecular function: zinc ion binding; RNA polymerase II cis-regulatory region sequence-specific DNA binding; DNA-binding transcription factor activity, RNA polymerase II-specific. Gene Ontology annotation, biological process: regulation of transcription by RNA polymerase II; DNA-templated transcription.